AUGACUAUGCAUUACCCGUUGCUGGUGUCCAACAUUCUCAACCGGGCCAGGACCGCCUUUGCCGACAAGGAAAUAAUCACCCGCACCGAGGACGGCACCCACCGCUACACCUACAAGGACAUGGGCGCCCGCGUUAACCGUCUGGCCAACGCCCUGUCCGCCCUGGGUGUCAAAAAGGGAGACCGCGUCGGUACCUUUGGCUGGAACACCUACCGCCACCUGGAGGCCUACUUCGCCUCUCCCAUCAUGGGCGCCGUCAACCACACCAUCAACAUCCGCCUCUUCCCCGACGAUCUCGUCUAUAUCAUCAACCACGCCGAGGACAAGGUGGUGCUCGUUGACCCCGAUCUUGUGCCUAUCCUUGAACCGCUGGCACCCCAGAUGGAGUCGGUGGAGCAUUUCAUAAUAAUGUCCGACGACCCUGAACCGGCCACCACUCUGCCCGGGGCCCUCUGCUACGAAACCCUGUUGGCCCAGGCAUCCGACGAGUUCACGCAGCCGGAAAUGGAUGAAUACGACCCGGCCGGCCUCUGCUACACCUCGGCCACCACCGGCCGGCCCAAGGGCGUGACCUAUACCCACCGCGCCCUUUACCUGCACAGCAUGGCCGAGUGCAUGGCCGAUACCUCAGCCUUCAGUGAGCGCGACACCACCAUGGCCAUGGUGCCCAUGUUCCACGCUAACUGCUGGGGCUUCCCCUAUUCCAGCACAAUGGUCGGAGCCAACCAGGUUAUGCCUGGCGUUCGCCCUGACCCUCAGGCCAUCUGCGAACUGUUCGAGGAACACAAGGUGACGUUGACCGCCGGUGUUCCCACCAUCUGGGUGGGGGUGCUGGACUACUUGGACCGUUCCGGCAAGACCUACGACUUUUCCUCGCUACGGGCUGUCAUCAGCGGUGGCUCGGCGGUUCCCGUCAGCGUCAUCAGGGCCUACAAGGAAAAGCUGGGCGUUGACCUGGUUCACGCCUAUGGCAUGACCGAGGCGACUCCCAUAGUUACCUACAACCGGGUCAAGACCCACCUGGAAGGUUUGCCUGAAGACGAAAAGUACGAACUGGCCGGCAGCCAGGGCCUGGUCGUGGCCGGUCUGGAGAUGAGGCUGGUGGACGAAAAUGGCGAAGACCUGCCCUGGGAUGGCGAGCAGCGCGGCGAGUUGCUGUUCCGCGGUCCUUGGGUCGCCCGCGAAUACUAUAACGACGAGCGCACUGCCGAGACUUACAUCGACGGCUGGUACCACAGCGGCGACAUCGCCUCGGUGAACCCGGAUGGUUAUAUCCAGAUCGGCGACCGCGUCAAGGAUAUGGUCAAGAGCGGUGGCGAAUGGAUUUCAUCGGUAGACCUGGAAACGGCCAUUAUCGCUCACCCCGACGUGCUGGAGGCGGCGGUCAUCGCCAUCCCUCACCCCACCUGGGUGGAGCGCCCCCUGGCCUGCGUGGUCCCGAGGGAGGACGCUCGCGACAGUCUCGACAGGGCCCAGGUAAUGGACUUCAUCCGCGACAAGUUCGCCCGCUGGUGGCUCCCCGACGACGUGGUCUUCAUCGACGAAAUCCCCAAGACCAGCGUGGGCAAGUUCGACAAGAAGGUGCUGCGGGACAGGUACCAGGACUACGUGGUGGGGGGGUAG
Geodia barretti is the source of this 1623-nucleotide messenger RNA. NCBI's taxonomy places the organism in Eukaryota, Metazoa, Porifera, Demospongiae, Tetractinellida, Geodiidae. The record is from the annotation of a GenBank genome assembly.